AUGGACCCUCCUGUUGGACCUCUCGUAGCCUCCGCCGAUCCGGCAACGGCCCCGUCCCAUACCCCGCUCCACGGCCAAUACACCUCCCUGGUCCCGCUGCAACCAUCGCAUGCGCAAGCUAUCUUCAAGCACCUCGGCCGGGAAGAAAACGCUUGGCGCUGGACAUACCUUUUCAAUGAGCCUUUUCUCGAGCUCGAAGAAUGCGAGGCAGCAUUCAAGGAGUGGAGCGUCUCCAAAGACCCGUUGUACUUCACUGUAUUCUCCGGUCCGGAAUCGGAUCCAUCAUCCGAGCCAGUGGGUGUGAUGGCAUACCUUUCCAUUGUUCCAGCUCAUAGACGAAUUGAGAUUGGGUGCAUCAUCUUCAGCGAGCAACUGAAGCAGACGCGUGCCGCCACUGAGGCUCAGUACCUUCUUAUGAAGAAUGCUUUCGAAGGCCUGGGCAACUACAGACUCGAAUGGAAAGCCAAUCAUUUGAAUAAGCCGAGUCUCGCAGCUGCUGCGCGGCUAGGAAAGCACGUGGUUGCCAAGGGGAGACGUAGAGACACAGCGUGGUUCAGCAUCACAGAUGAUGAGUGGCCGGUAAUCAAGGGCGGCCUGGAAGCUUGGUUGAGCGAGGAAAACUUUGAUGAGAAUGGCAAACAGCGCAAAGGUCUGAAGCAGUGCCGCGAAGCAGUGGAGGCCUAA
Colletotrichum fioriniae is the source of this 684-nucleotide messenger RNA. RefSeq lists its product as uncharacterized. NCBI's taxonomy places the organism in Eukaryota, Fungi, Ascomycota, Sordariomycetes, Glomerellales, Glomerellaceae. The record is from RefSeq and is a predicted model, not a curated record. Gene Ontology annotation, molecular function: protein N-terminal-serine acetyltransferase activity; protein-N-terminal-alanine acetyltransferase activity.